This is a messenger RNA of Aspergillus uvarum CBS 121591, 1467 nucleotides long. RefSeq lists its product as uncharacterized. Lineage: Eukaryota; Fungi; Ascomycota; Eurotiomycetes; Eurotiales; Aspergillaceae. The record is from RefSeq and is a predicted model, not a curated record. Bases 325 to 1086 code for a protein of 253 amino acids. The transcript has a single exon.
CUGUGUCAAAUUCAAUGAACCCCAGUCAUUUGAAUAUUGAGAAAAAUGCUGCGCUCUGGUUGUAACCAGGCUUGCAAGCCAUAAGGCAACAGGGUUUGAGUAGCGCAUGUCUGGCGCUGAAGUACCUAGGUCUGAACAUUGAACUGCUGGAAAGGAAUGAUGAGACAUAUAAAAAAACGUACGAUAGCCUUGACCUUGUCGGCCAGCUAUGGCCAUAGUUGUACCUCUUGACUUCAGGCCCUGAACUGAGUCGACUGUAAAUCUCCCCUAUUUUUGUCCCCGCGAGCCAUUACCAUCUCAACGAGCUGCCUAGUCCACGUUCCGAUGCACAACGUAGCUCUUCAUCCUCCUCCUUUCUUUACCCUGACUACCAACCGAUCUGCUUCUUGCUUUCCAAUGCACUUCAUCAGUAAAGCUCUGCCUAUAACCGUGUGUCGUCAUAGCUCUCUCCAUCACGCCCGCUGCCGAUUAUCAUCGCUGUACAAUCACCUACAAGUGCCAUCGGCGACUAAUCCUGUACAGAGUCGUCAUGUGCACAUGGUUUCCAACAUGGACCUCGGGACUAAAUAUCGUCAACUCCGAAUAUGCGAGAGAGAAGAUCUUGUGACUGGAUUCGAAACCUUGUUGCAUCUCCUCCGUAACCCGGCAACGGCUCAGCAUGUCCACCAUCUGGAGGUGCGUGGAGCUCGCGAAGUUACGGAUCGCGAAGACCCGGAUUUCCAGAGGCCCCCGAGUGAGACUCAAGAAUUGGCUGAAGUUGAUAUACUGAAUCUGAGGACAGAUCUCCGGAAGGCCAUCUUCCUUUCCGACCAAGACUCGCCCGAAAACGACGAAUUGCAUUACAUUCCGGAGUCGUAUUAUCACCGAAUCAACCUCGUGCGCCGCCUGCCAGCUUUGGAGUCUAUCGCUUUCACGCUCGCGACGUGGAACAACGAGGCCGGGAUCCCGCCUCCCUCCCGGUCCGCGAACUACAGCGAGAUCAGUUUCACGCACUCGAUGAUGCACGAGGCGGACUUGUGCUGCCUCCUUGAUUGUGAAGCCGCUCUGAUGAAAUACAUUCGAUACCUUGUCAUUCGCGAGUCAUAGUGACUGUAGCUCUUCCAAUCAUGGAGCAUAGGAACCUCAUAUCUACUAGUAUAUAAAUUUGUCCGGUUGUUAGCUCGGAGAAACUAAGUGCUCAUAUAGAUUAAUGCUUACAUCUCUAAGACCUGGGCGUGAAUAGAGUUCGGCUUCAAGGACCUACUGCAUGAUUAUAUAGUUAUGCUUACAAGGCGGUGCUCCCGCUUGCAGAAGAGAGGGCGGCAUUGUUAGAACGCCCUUAGCAGGCAGCGGGCUGGCUUCGCAAAUGAAAACAGUUAGCAUGCUGAGGACGUACAUAACCCACGUUACUGAGCGCAUCAUGCAGACUGCCCUUGGGCAGGAUACCCUUCUCUCUACCUCUGAAGCCUCCUCAUAAGUCAAUCAGUC